AUGAAGUUCUUCUAUACCCUCCUUCUCAGCCUCACCCUCGCAUCCAAGGUGUUAUCCCAGGCCUACACCGAGGGAGAUUAUAUCCUCGCGCUACGCACACUAUUAGCCGAGUACGAGGAACUCCUGGAAGCAAGGGAGGCAGAGCUAUACGACGUUCGGGGUCUGGAAUACAGCAACCUAUUCGAAACCCGCGACUUGGAUCUCAGCGACUACUCGGACGCACUUUUCAAAAGGGGUCAAACGAACCGUGGUGGACCAGCGGCCAAUGGCGGCAAGGAAUCUUCCCCCGAGCCCAACCCCGAAGAAGUGGCCCAGAAGAUUGACUUUCCAACCGGGCUCAUGACCGACAGCCCCGUACAAUGCAGGGCCGUGGGCCCCAAAUGCAACAGUAUCCAGUGCUCGAAGCAUUGCAGACCGAGCGGGCGACUCCCACCUGAGCGCCCUUGUACGUUUGAUACGAAUAUCAAGGAUCGGGCGCGAAACUGCCAGACAGCUUGCGAGUGCGAGCAGAAGCGAUGGGUGUAG
Messenger RNA from Coprinopsis cinerea okayama7#130, 525 nucleotides. RefSeq lists its product as hypothetical. The transcript has a single exon. The record is from RefSeq and is a predicted model, not a curated record. The coding region runs from base 1 to 525 and encodes 174 amino acids. Lineage: Eukaryota; Fungi; Basidiomycota; Agaricomycetes; Agaricales; Psathyrellaceae.